This is a messenger RNA of Saccoglossus kowalevskii, 677 nucleotides long. Its product is annotated as lateral signaling target protein 2 homolog. Gene Ontology annotation, cellular component: early endosome membrane. Gene Ontology annotation, molecular function: metal ion binding. Lineage: Eukaryota; Metazoa; Hemichordata; Enteropneusta; Harrimaniidae. The record is from RefSeq and is a predicted model, not a curated record.
AUGGCUGACUGUUUUGUUGAUGCUUUGUUUCAUAUACAAAUUCUAGUGAAAACUGACACUCACUUAUUAGCCCAAUUUUACUAUGCUGAUGAAGAUUUGAAUGUGGUUGCCUUGGAGCUAGAUAGCUUUGAUGGGAGAAAGGACCCAGAAAGAUGUACAUCACUUGUCAAUCAACUCAGAAGUUGUCAAGAUAAAGUACUAGGAAUAAUAACACAAAUAAUGGCUAUAGCGAUUCCAAUGCACACAGCCAAUAGAGACUUUAGAGUUAAGUUUCCUGAUGAUGUACUUCAAGAUACACUGGCAGGGCAGCUCUGGUUUGGUGCUGAGUGUCUAGCUGCUGGUUCUACAAUCAUGAAUCGGGAGGAAGAAAGUGCCACUCUACGACCGCUUGCUAAGGAUGUUAUUAAAAGUUUAGAUGUCUUGAGGACAACUCUUAGAGAUCAGUGUUUAAGAAAUUUAAAUGUUUACACAGAUAAGAUUAAAGAUGUGUUGAUAAAAUUUGACCAGAUUUUUGCUGAUUUUGAAUAUAGCUAUGUCAGUGCAAUGGUGCCAGUAAAAACAGCAAGAGAUUAUGAAACUCAACAAGAAGUGGUUGUUUUAUUCUGUGAAACUAUAGAAAGAGCUUUAAAUUCUCAUUUACUCACACACAAGAACAGUUAGAUGCAUGUGAACCAGCU